This is a messenger RNA of Acanthamoeba castellanii str. Neff, 1203 nucleotides long. RefSeq names its product RGP1 retrograde golgi transport protein, putative. Lineage: Eukaryota; Discosea; Longamoebia; Acanthamoebidae. Bases 1 to 1203 code for a protein of 400 amino acids. Gene Ontology annotation, biological process: retrograde transport, endosome to Golgi. The record is from RefSeq and is a predicted model, not a curated record. Gene Ontology annotation, cellular component: Ric1-Rgp1 guanyl-nucleotide exchange factor complex; Golgi membrane. The transcript is spliced from 11 exons.
AUGUCCCCCUCCAAACCCACUUCCCUCCAGCGUACGGUGCCGACCGAUCCGGGCGGCAACACGCGGUUGCUCUUUACGAGCGGGCCCCACAUAUUCGCGUGCGACGUGACCCUGGCGCCCGACCAGUCCCGGACGUAUGGGGUCGAGAGGGCUCACGUCGUGUACCGGGCCUUUCUGCCGACCGACAUUCCGUCGUCGUUCUCGGGUAAGUACAUCAAGGUGGCCUACUGGCUCACCGUGUGCGGGCAGCAGCCGCUGCACGAGACCGUCUCCCUCCGUGUCCCGCUCCGGGUCGUCAAUCCCUUGGUCUUCAAGCGUCUCGGGCUCAUGGAGUGGCGUUCGGAGGACCGGGCGGGGGUGGAGGCCGAAUCGCAGGAGGUGGAGCCUGUCGACCUCUCCCGCGCCUUCCAUUUUGUACAUAAUCACACCCUACCCGAGCGAGGUGACAGCAGUUUUGAGAACGAGCCCCGACGGACGACUGAGCCAAGCGCGUUCUAUGAGACCUCUCCCGGAGUGCAGCGAAGAACCAAGAUGACGGAGGAGCGCGCCAUGCGGCUGCAGAGUCGCAAGGCCGGGCAGCAAUUGCUCAAGCUGGGCGUGCAGGCCGUCAGCGCCCACGUUGCCCAUUCCAUCGUGCCCGAAUCAUUCACGAUCGCCAAGGGCGAACAGUUGGUGGGCAAAGUCAAUCUGGCCAAGCGCACCUUCCAGCUGGGCGAGGCCAUCAAGCUGGCGCUCGAUUUUGAGUCCGCGCGCAUUCCGUGCUACCAGUACACUGUGAGCCUGCAGUCAGUGGAGCAGAUCGAGGAGGCUGCGCGCAAGGACUCUGGCAGUGAGCUGGGGCAGCCCCACAGCGAGUGCACCAUGGGCGCGGCCGCCACCGCCCAGUGCGUUCUCUCCAUCCCGCCGCAGGAAACCGCCGAGUUCCAGACCGACGUCGUCUCCCACUCGUGGUACCUGCACUUCGACUUCGUCACCGGAUUCGAGACAAAGGAGAGGGCGAAGGGCGAGGGAGAGGCGGGCGCACCACGGUCGUCGACCGGUCCGACGCGAAGGGUGCACGACCUGCGUUUCUUCGGUGCCGCGGGCGAGCUGCAGGUGGACACCCUGCGGUGGGACAUCCCCAUCCACGUGGUCGCCGUGGGACCCGUGGCCCGAGCCUCUCUCCACCCGCCCAUCCACCGACUAAAGUUUGCCGCUUCCUGA